UCUGAACUAACCGGAGCACCGUAGAAUCUCUCUUCAUAAUGCUGAUAAAAACCAUAGGACUGCUGUUCUUGCUUACUGGUCAAGCCUGGGGGCAGUCCAUUAGUUUUCCUGUUUACUCCGUAGGAAGUAUUGUCUCGGCUUUAACUGGAGGCGGUGGAGGCAGUGGAGGAGGUGGAGGAGGUGCAGGACGUCCUUCAAGCAGCAGCAACAACGCUCAAGCUCAAGCGGACUACACUGACAAUCUAAAUCAAUAUUAUAGCAAUCUAUGGCAACAGUAUUACCAAGCUCAGCAGUACUACCAAGCUCAGGAGGCUUACAACCAAUAUUACAACUAUUACUAUGGACCCUUCGGCCCUAACGCAAACAAUGGACAAGGACCGCAGCCAGUACCGGAAUCAACCACUGCAGCUCCUGACACACCGCCGUCAACUCCAAUGACCUCUACUGCCCUUCCUACAAGUACGGGAACGCCAACGACCUCUACUGCCCUUCCUACGCCAAUUACUUCAACCGCUGUAGCCGGCGCAUCUACAACCACAGCAGCUCCACCUACUUCAACUGCAGUUGCUACUUCUCCAGGAUCCGACACCACUUCCACUGCAGUAGCCACCACACCCACAACGACAGCUUCACCAACAACUUCUACGGCAGUUGCUUCUACAGCAGGAUCCGACGCCACCUCCACUGCGGUUGCCACCACUCCCACAACGACAGCAUCUCCAACAACUUCCACUGCUGUAGCAACCGCAAACACCGAUACGACUUCAACGGCAGUGGCGAAUAUGCGGUCUCAAACUACGCCUCUGCCCUACCACUAUGUUCCCAGCGCUCUGAUCAGUCCCUAUGAUCUGCACCGCAUCAGUGCCAACCCAAUUUACGUCCGUGGCUCCGCAGUGGCUUCGUCUGCAGCUCAGUCGUCGCCAGUAUAUAUACCAUACGAAAACAUUUACCGUGGGGGACAGCCGUCUCCAUACUUUGCAUAUGGCGGAAAAAAAUAGAAGACUCAUAGAACGAAAAAACUUUGGUGUAUCUUACACAUGCGAAAAUUAAUUUAUUCAAUAAAAAAGAACAACAGAAAGCAAAAAAAAUUAUUUACAUUUCUUUCUCCAGAUAAUUGAUUCCAAAUCUAGGAAACAACGUUUUAGAAGCAGAAGUAACACCACAAAAACCUGCCGAAUGAAUGGCUAAGUCUAAAUGGUAGCGCUAAGAACUAAUUAGCAUC
Messenger RNA from Drosophila gunungcola (fruit fly), 1222 nucleotides. RefSeq lists its product as uncharacterized. The record is from RefSeq and is a predicted model, not a curated record. The coding region runs from base 39 to 998 and encodes 319 amino acids. NCBI's taxonomy places the organism in Eukaryota, Metazoa, Arthropoda, Insecta, Diptera, Drosophilidae. The transcript has a single exon.